Messenger RNA from Cajanus cajan (pigeon pea), 913 nucleotides. RefSeq lists its product as uncharacterized. NCBI's taxonomy places the organism in Eukaryota, Viridiplantae, Streptophyta, Magnoliopsida, Fabales, Fabaceae. The record is from RefSeq and is a predicted model, not a curated record.
CUGGGUUUUCAAUAGAAGAUACGAAGGAGUAUGUAAGUAUUGGCAAACAUGUCUGGCGAUGAUUACAGUGAGACUGUAACAAAAUUGAUCACCUCCCGCCCAAUGAAGGGGCUCAUACAAGCGCCGGAUGAACCAAAGCCUACUUUGGAAUACCCAGCACCAACUAUGCAAAAUUCUCCUUAUAUACAGCCACUCCCGUUUCAGCAAAUUCAUUACCCACCAUCAUCAACACCAGAGGCUGUGGAAACCCUACCUUCAGGUUCACAAAUUGAACUGCCUAUAGAUGAAGAAGGAGAUCGUCCUACAAAUUCACAUUUCGCUUUCUCUGCUGGUGCACAUCGAGAAAAUUCACGUUUGUUUAAGUUUACUCAUCAAUAUUAUCAAGAAAGAGAUCACGCUAAAAAUUCACGUUUGUUUGGAAGUGUUCAACAAGGUUCCCAAUUAAAUUACGGAGAAGGCGAACUGAAUGUAGCAAGAACGGGGAAAAUGUAUGCAACUUUAUCGGAAAAUAUCUAUUCACAGUUGGAAGAACUCACAACGCGUGAGAACUACAGUAACCAAGAACUCAUUGAUACGGCGAUUGAGAUAGCCGAUGCAGCAGAGCUAUUGCUAACUUUAAGAAAAACAACCGAUGAGAUUGUAUGGGCGGGACAAAAGGCCAAGGAAUCAGCAAUAUUGUUGAAUGAUGCUUUAAAACAGCACAAUCGCGCAACUGAGCUUUUCAGAGAGAGUUUAUCCCUGUUACGCUCAAUUAACUUUGAGCAAUAAUCAAAGCACCAAAUGUGUAAGUGCAUGUGAAACUUUAAUGGAUGAAGAAUUUCAGAAUAAAAUAAUAUAAAGUCUGUUGUUGUAUUGUUAUUUUCUUGUGUCGCUUCUAAUGUUUUCAUAAAUAAAUGUAAAAUGUUUAAUGUGA